AUGUCAUUGACUACUAUGUUUUUUCCACAAAUUGAUUUUAAGUUACAUAAAAUAUCAAAUGAGAGUAUAGAUAGUGCUUACUUCCAUCGUGGUAUUGAAAUAGUAGACUUAAACGGGAAAAAAUUAGUAUUACGGAUGUCUCAAAACAAUCAUGCAAAGUUGACAAAAUUAAUAUGUUUUUUGAAUCUGGAUGGACCUAGAAAAAUUUUUAAAAGAGAUAAUUUUGGCAAAGCUAAUCUUAUUGAUAUAACUUCAUUAAAAAACAAAAAACAUGAAGAGAAAAUGGAAUAUUCACACAUUGAAAUUUGCUUAAAAUUUGAAAAUCCUGGAAAUUAUUUUAUUAUUCUCAUGAAGGAUUUUACUGUUGGAUGGAUUCAAUUCUACGUUAAAAUUAAAAAAGCAAACGAGGAAAGGUGUGUGUUUAAAUUGUUCAAGAAAUUUUCUGAAUUGGAGAAAAAUGUAUUGAAACGUUUGAGACAUUGCAUAAGAAUAAAAAUAUCAAAAACCGAUGUAGAUGAUAUUGAGGAUGAGCAAAUGAAUGUUUAUAUUGGAAAUUUGUUCAACAACCAUGCCGAAACAAAAUUUGUUGCCGUAACUUAUCCUUUAUUUAUUGAUGGAAGUUAUGAAUUUUACUUGGACGAGGAUGGAAUCACUAAAGAAAGAGUGAAGAUUGUUGAGCCGAAUCAUUAA
This is a messenger RNA of Meloidogyne enterolobii, 690 nucleotides long. The record is from the annotation of a GenBank genome assembly. NCBI's taxonomy places the organism in Eukaryota, Metazoa, Nematoda, Chromadorea, Rhabditida, Meloidogynidae.